Molecule: messenger RNA, 2055 nt
Organism: Oncorhynchus gorbuscha (pink salmon)
Lineage: Eukaryota; Metazoa; Chordata; Actinopteri; Salmoniformes; Salmonidae
Exons: 24
Coding region: 1-1617 (538 amino acids)
Source: RefSeq, a predicted model, not a curated record
AUGUCUCCACUGUCUUUCCCAAAGGGGGAUACAGAGGCCCAGGAGGGGCCGGGGGUAGGGGAGGUUAUGGUAACGGAGGCCAGGGAGGCUAUGGUGCUGGUCUGGGAGCAGGAAAUGGCCAAGGAAUGGGAGCCGGACUGGGCUCACAGGGUGGGAAACCACGUGGAGGUGGAGGAUACGGUGGUAAUGGAUAUGGCACACAGCCAGGUUACGGGGCUGGAGCUGGAGCCAGAGGCUAUCCACGACCAGGUGCUGGAGCUGGGUAUCCCAAUGGACAGGGAUCUAAGGGACCAAAACCGGGAUAUGGUGCAGGAGCUGGAGUGCCCAAUGGACAGGGUGCUAAACCCAAUGGGUAUGCUGCAGGAGCUGGAGGAGUUCCCACUGGACAGGGUGCUAAACCAUCCAAACAGGGAUAUGGUGCAGGAGCUGGAGUGCCCAAUGGACAGGGUGCUAAGCCCAAUGGAUUUGGUCCAGGAGCUGGAGUUUCCAGGGAUCAGGGAGCCAAAGGCCAUGGAUAUGGUCCAGGAGUGGGAGAGCCCAAUGGACAGGGUGCUAAAGCAACAAAAACUGGCUACGGUGCUGGAGCAGGCAGCUACCCUGGGGCAGGAAACAACGGCUAUGGAGCAGGUCUUGGACAAGGAGGAUACCCCCAGAAUGGAGCAGGUGCCAGUCUGGGACAGGGAGGAUACCCCCAGGGUGGAGCAGGGGAAUACCCCCAGGGUGGAGCAGGCGGAUACCCCCAGGGUGGAGCAGGAGGAUACCCCCAGGGUGGAGCAGGUGGAUACCCCCAGGGUGGAGCAGGUGGAUACCCACAGGGUGGAGAAGGUGGAUACCCCCAGGGUGGAGCAGGUGUAUACUCCCAGGGUGGAGCAGGGGGAUACCCCCAGGGUGGAGCAGGUGGAUACCCCCAGGGUGGAGCAGGAGGAUACCCCCAGGGUGGAGCAGGUGGAUACCCCCAGGGUGGAGCAGGUGGAUACCCCCAGGGUGCAGGAAAACCAGGCAAAGCUGGCGGUGGUGCUAAUCUGGGACAGGGAGGAUAUCCCCAGGGUGGAGCAGGAGGAUACCCCCAGGGUGGAGCAGGAGGAUACCCCCAGGGUGGAGCAGGCAAAUCAGCGGGUUAUGGUGAUCAAAUUGGAGGAGCAUACCCCGGGGCUGGAGCGGGCAACGGCUAUGGGAAUGGUGGAGGCCCAGCUGGGGGGGCCAAUGCAGUGCCUGCAGGCUAUGGCAAUGGCUACGGUGCUAGUACUGGAGGCAAUGGUUAUGGAGCCGGGGGAGGAGUCAGUCAGCUUCCUUACAAUGGAGCCCCAGUCAAUACUGCUGGACUGGAUGGUGAUGGAAGCUUCCCUUAUGGUGCUCAGCAACUGGGCCUUGGUGGUGAUGGAGGCAAAUCCUCUGGCAAAUAUGGCAACGGUGGAUUGCCACAGGGUGCACAACAGGGUGCACAGUCUUAUGGACCUGCGACUGGUGGUGGGAAACCACCUUGCAAAAAUGGAAACGGAGGGGGCUUUGGAGCACAGCCAGCAGGCUAUGGUCAAGGACAGCUGGGUGCAGGUCAGAGUGCCCCCUACAGUAACGGAGCAGGAGGGAAGGAAAGCAAAUAUGGUGGUGGUGGACUGACUGGAUUCUUUGGAAACGGAGGGUACAAAGGUUAAGUGAAUCAGCUGAGGCCUUCUUGAAGUGAAUAUUUGUUCCGUUCCGUCAUGUGUUCAUGGUGAUGUUUGUUGUUUGGUCUGUUGUUACAUUUAACUAUUCCAUUUUUGUUCUGUAUUUGUCUGGUUUUUUGUUCAUGGUCCUUGUCUUAUGUGUUGUUGUGUGUCUGUCCCCUCUCUUCCUCUACUGGUUUUGGAGAUUGUGUUGCCAGUGUGUUUGUGUUCAUAUCCAUUUCACACUAAAGGGCAGAAAGCAACCGUAUAAUGUCUGUCAGUCUCCUCAUUCUUUUAACCUUGGCAAAAGUAUGGCAAAUGUACUGUACAUGUGAUGUGGGGGUUGAGUUUUAAGACUGAAGCUCUAUGAGUUUAAAUCAAUAUCAAAUCAAAUAAAAUUUAAAGACCUGUU